This is a messenger RNA of Podarcis lilfordi (Lilford's wall lizard), 16914 nucleotides long. The record is from the annotation of a GenBank genome assembly. Lineage: Eukaryota; Metazoa; Chordata; Lepidosauria; Squamata; Lacertidae.
CCUUGAAACAACUAAUGAAAUCAAAGAUGAAUAAUUCAGCUAAUUAAAUCAAAGAUGAAUCAUUCAAAGAUGAAUCAUUCAAUUAAUUUCAACACUGAGUUUUGAAUUUCAACAUGUCUCUCUUUGUUCUCUUGACAAAUACACAGGUCCCAUUGCCAGACUUCACUGAACCAUUUUCCCCCACACUUUGACUGUAAUAUGAAUCCUUGGCCUAUAAAUAUCUCUAAGUAAGCCUCUGUCUCCAUCAGUCCUCUUGACUGGUCCAUCCAUGUUCUUGAGUCUCCUUAUUUUUCUAAAAUGAUGAAAGAACAUCUGAGCACCUGCCUCCUCUUCGCUCUGCUUUCUCCAGGUAAGUAGGAACCAGUAAAAUGGGAUUCUUUUUAUCCUUUUUAGAUGACACUGAAAAGCCUUGCUCCUUGUGAGGGAAUGAGAAUGGGGACAGGAGAUGAGAAUAAUGGGGGGGGGGAUUAUAGAAUUUUAAAGUUGGAAGGAACCCCUUCAAUGCAUAGAGUGCCACUCUCUGUGUUACAAUGCUAUUAUUGUUUCACAAAAUAGACCAAACCAUUUCUGCUUUGAUAUACCUGCAUGCUUGUGCCAAUAAAGGUUUCAGAAAGCAGUCUCUUGGGUCUCUAUAUAAGGAGCAGGCUAAGAGAUGAGUGAUGUCUUCUACCUGAGGCUGAUCACAAAUACAAGAUCUGUCUGUUAUAGCAGUCACUGAAGGCUGUGUUGGGCAUCCCUUGGAAAUUGGCAGUUCAAUAGUGGCAUUUGUUAAGGAAAGUGGCAAGCAUUUGAUCAGAUAACUUGCACUAGAAUACUCUAUUCUUAGGAGUGGAUACCAAGGGAAAACUUUGGUGUUUCUAAAUAUUUGCAUCCCCUUUUCUGGACACUUAUUCAAGGGCAAUGCAGAGCUCAGUUCAGAGAAACUAGAGGUAGUUUAAAACAUACUGAUAUUCAAUUCCAUAUAGCACAAGGCAUGGAAAUGCUACAUUGGAAUAGUAGCAAUUUUAAAAAUAUAUAUUUAAUUGAGCACAUUCCGCUCCACCUGGAUAAAAACUGCUGAUAUUCUUGAUGGUAGAGAGUAUAGCUUCUUUUUUUUAUUCUACACAGUUUCAAAAACUUUAAUGGAGUUUGACUCAGAUACUCAGAUUUCAAUGCCAUAGAGAAUUUGAGUACCCCUAUGAUUUUCUGUGUUUAACUUUCAUUGACACUUUCAGGAGAGUGUUCUGUGUAUUGUGUUCUUGGUCUAGGCUUUCUUAUUUACAAUAUGUACUGUACACCUCCAAGAGUUUUUUCAGGACUCAUUAAGAAAAAAAAGAGGUGCUCUAAAUUUAUUCACUUUUUGUUUAUUAUUUAAUAUAUUAUUUAAUUUAUUAAUUUUAUCUAAGUAUGUAUUUAUUAUUAAAUUUAUGUUCAAAACAUAAAAUCAUGGGCACUCAUCAAGAGAGAGAUCUCUCUUUUCCUAAUUACUGGAGAAGGGGAAAUUGCCUUGGAUAAAUAUGACACCCAAUCAUUAAUAAAAAAAGUUAUAGCCUUCCAGUUUAACACACAUCUACCCUCUUGCAUGCCACCUCCUUAGAAAGAAGGACAUCUUCUCCCACAUUAUAGUACUUUGACUAGUUAGGAAAACAGGAGUUGGAUGAUUAACAUGCAUUUGACUUCACUAUUUCAAAGAAUAAAUCUGAAAUAUAUUUUAUAUUUGCAUACAGGGUUUAUGUGUUUUAUAUAGCCAGACUGUCUCAUCCCAACCCAAUGUACCACUAACUUCAUUACCAUGUCAAGAAAUCUCCUGCAGCAACCUCUGUCUCCUUUAUGCAGUGACAUCUCUGACAUGUUCCAAUUGUCGUUUGCCACGUGACUAUGACGCUUGUGACGUCGUUAAAAAUCCACAUCGUGUCUGUAGGUCUUAUGGAAUCUGCUCCUCUGGUGUUCUGCAGAGCAAUAUACGUGAGUGAAAUCUUCUCACUUACUCUUGGUCACCCCAAGGAAUGACUUUCAUGUGUAAAUUAGUAUUAUUUAUUAUUUAUUUAUUGCAUUUAUAUCCCACCUUUUCUCCAAAAAGCACAAGGUGGUGUACAUGGUUCUUCCUGUUACAGAUAUCAAAUAUUGCACAGUUUGAAGUGACUGGAAUCAUAAGAACUGACUCCUUUGAAAAUGAAAUGUUGUUUAUGAAAUAUUGUUUAAACUCUUACUGGCAGAACUUUCUUCAAAACAGAAUUAAAACAUCAAAAAUAUCCAUAUAAUAUAUUGUGCUGUCCAGCACAGGCUCAGCUUCUUAUAAAAUAUGAAAUAAUCCAAACUGACCUAUAAGCAAAGGUCACUUUCUCUCUCUCCAGCCUGCUUUUCUGUCUAAAGGCUGUUUGUUCUCCCUUCAGGAGAGUCAUUUACAUGUUUUGUCUGUAGCUUUUAGAGAGAUGACUCUAUUUGCAUCUUCACACCACAGAGGCAAAGACUCAAAGGCAACUCUUUUUGAAAUGGGGAUUUCAACCCAGUACCUCUCUCAUGACCUCAGGUUUACAACGCUGACAUGUUAGCUAACUGAGAACAAUAAUCAGUUAGUUAAUCAUUAACUCUGCAAGGAGCUCAGAGUCCUUUAGAAAUGCUCAGUGUUACCAAUACAUGUUUAGUCAUUUUCCAUUUUCAUACAUACAGAUUUUUUCAUUUCUGUGUGAAUUAAACCACUAUACUUAACACUUCCCCCAUGCAUUUAACCUUGUGAGGUAGGUUAGGCUGAGAGGCAGUGAGUGUUGAACGUCACCCAGUGAGCUUAAUGACUGAGUGGAGAUUUGAACCCUGGCACCUCAUGUCCUAGCCUGACACAUAGCAGCCAUCCUCUGUCUCAUGAAUUUACUCCAACAUUGGUUGUCUCUUUCCAUCACAUUUCGGUUUCAGCAUAGAGAUCCUGGCAUGCAUCAGACCAGGGCUGGUUAAGUCCUCUAGAAGUUGCUGGACCACCACCCACAUCCACCUCAGCCAGCAUGGCCAAUGGAUGGAGAUGGUGGAAGCUAUAGUUCAGUAAAUUCCAGAGGGCCACAGUUUAGCCAUCCAUGCAUUAACCAGCAAUCUGCACUAUACCAGAAGCCAUGAACUCUGGUUUGAUUUUGGUUAGACUUCCAUCAUAAGGUGAGGCAGUAAGUUAAUUAAAUUAUUACAAAUUCAAUGCCGGCAUCAUUUGUGGCAGCUGUAGCUUUUUUCUCUUCUUGCUGCUGCACCAGAUGGUCCAGAUUAGAUUGUACAAAGAAAACAGAUGGUUGUCCUAGAACCCUACUUCUCCUUCCUGCAUUAUUCCAAGUAUCAAGGAGCUGACACAUAGCACAGUUCAUCCGCAGCUCAGAGAGAGACAAGGCAGCACCAGAUACCUUGCAGUUAGUCUUUUAUUAAAGAAUCUUAACAGAAAACACACAGAGACACCAAAAUAGACACUAUACCAAGCAGUUGCUGAGACUGUCUUGCACCUCCCACUUCUCUCCAUUCCCUCUGUGUCAGGACCCUCCCUCCAUCUACAGUGAGUCCCAAGAGACCCUCUCUAUCUUUGCCUGGUUCUCUGCACUGUUAUGUGUAUCAAAUCCCAUGUUCUGGGAGUUUGCAGGCCGUCAACAGAAAUACUAUUAGGGGGGCUCUGUGGUAAAGCUGCUAAGUCUGACUCCUCUCUUUGCUUCUUGUGGGGGCACCUGCUUCCCCCCUCCAUUUUCCUUGUCCUUCAAGCUCCCAAUCUUUACCUCCUCUGGGGUGUGUCCAGUUAUGCAGCACCAAAUCCGGGCUCCAAAUCCUCUUCCUCUGUACAUUCCCCGGGGAGCUCUUCAUCAGACAGUUUUCACCACUCCUUGUCAUCUAGCCAGUCCCUGACAGCAGGCAUAGAGACACCAGGCAUGGAGUUGAGUAGCAAAACUGAUUCUUUAUUCAAAGACACAAAACAUAAACAAAGCAUUCCACAGGCAGGUCUAGCCCAAUGAAGCAUUUGCCAGAGCUGAGGAUAUGAGCCUUCUACUUCAUCCUAAAGCACCUCCCCAGCUGGCUGUCUUCCCAACAGUCUCCUCUGAGGCGGGGCUCUCUGUGCCUUUUGUUCUGCUACAUGGAAAACCCUUCUCGUUCUUGGAGACAGGGGAGGAGGGGAGAGGAAAACCAUGGAACUGUCAGCCUGCUGGGUGUCUGUCAAAGUGUCAGCUUCUUCCUUCUCAGUUGCCUCACUCUGACUCAAGCCUGUUACUUGCUUUGCCUCCAACCUGUCUGCCUGCCCGCCCGCCCCCCACCUUCUACCUCUGAUCUGUCUUUUGAAUAGCACCAUCAUUCUCCUGGCUCAGAGGCUUCCCCCUCUGAUGUUUCGGGGGGGUCCCUGGCUGUAGCCUCCCACCAUUCCUCCUUGUCUAGUCAGUCUCUGACAUCAACAUCCUGUGAAAGAAGAUGUGUGUUGUGAUGUCAUCAGUCUCAGAGACCCUGGGCCCCUUCAGUUUGUUGCAGGGGGAUAGUAAAAUCAAAGUGCAAUGAUACUAAGCCAUGCAUCUUCAUACACUGUGCAUUUUGGAGGGAUUAAUAGGAUUGUUGUCUCAAAAGCAGAUACAUCUUCCUUUUAUCCUGAGUAUCCAGUAAUUUUAGAACACAAGGAAGGGCUAUAUGGCCUCUUGGCUUCACAAAGGCCCCUUGAACAUUGAGCAUCUCUAGGUUUCAGCUUCCAUUUCUCUCAUUGCCUGCAUGCCCUGGAAUAAUAACCUGAGAUACAAGAUUGUGGUAUAAAGGCAGAAAUUUAUAGACCCACUACAAUUUGUGGGUCUUCAGCAACAAUGAUCAAUAAGUGCAGGCUGGGACAACUGUGCAAUAAGUGAGGGAAACCUGUCUGUAUAACACCCUAGACAAAUGAUUCCUCCAUCAUCAGAAUGGUGCAAAUUCACCCCAUCUGAGAAAUCAGAUGCCCUUUUCAUCUGCUACAUCUUUCAACUAGUAUCUUCCAGACAGACAAAUUUAUUCCAGUCUCUACUAGAAAUGGGUGAAUGUGUCAAUUUUUGUUUCUUUUACUUUCUCAUUUCCCCCAAACUUAUAUAGUGCUUUGCACAGUAAGUAAAUAAAUAACUCAUGAAAAUGUGUCAACAUUUGAGAGCAAUUUUCUCCUAAUAAAACAUUUUCGUGCAGUUGUGACUAAUAAAAAUGUGAUUGUAAACCAUUUCCCCUUAAUACAAUAUAUGUGUGUCAGUUCUUUUAACUAAUAUAGCUGAGUUGCAUUCAGCUAAGUACUGCUCUGAGUAAAUACAGUGGUACCUCGGGUUAAGAACUUAAUUUGUUCUGGAUGUCCGUUCUUAACCUGAAACUGUUCUUAACCUGAGGUACAACUUUAGCUAAUGGGGCCUCCCACUGCUGCCAUGCCACCACCACUCAAUUUCUGUUCUCAUCCUGAAGCAAAGUUCUUAAUCCGAGGUAUUAUUUUGGGGUUAGUGGAGUCUGUAACCUGAAGCGUCUGUAACCCGAGGUACCACUGUAACUGAAAUGCAUGGCCCUAAAAUAGCCUUGCUCACUAACCAAAAUGAGUUGGAGUAGCAUUGAAUACCACCCACUGUUUACACACGUUUCCUUAAUAUUUGCAUCUUUGAAUGCACUGUGUACUGUUUUGCUGGAGAACUGAUUAGCAAAAAUCAGAAAAUUAUGGUUUGAUAGACACCAGAGCCUGGUGAUGCAGUCCCUCAGAAAUUUCACCAGAGUCCUGGAGCCUCUCUCUGAUUGGUUAACAAAACAGUUAGCCAGAGGGAGGUGGAGCAGCACUUUGGGAGGGAGAAUAAAAGUAGCAGUUUCUGGUAGGGUUGCCAUUUGUCCAGGACUUCCUGGACAUAUAUGGAAUAACACAUUCAUCAGCUGCGUCUGGGUGGAAAUUGGCUAAAUGUCAGGGUAAAUCUGGACAUAUGGCAGCCCAUGUCGGAAGUGCUGAUUUUGCCAAUUUCCCCUUAAAAUAGCUCAGAACCGUCGUUUUUUUGUGAUCUUGCCAAAAACUGCUCAACAACUUUUCUGUCUGGAUUUUCACUGUUUGCAAUAUGGCAGCCCUGUUUCUGGGAGAGAUAGUUAGAAAGGGCUUGAUUUGAGAUGUUAGAUAAGGUUCAGGUUGAGAGAUAGGGCUAGAUUUGAGAUGGGAGAUAGUGAUUAGGAUACAAUAUUAUAUGAUAGAGGGAGAACUGGUUCCGAUUUGAGUUGAACAUCCACACUGAGGAGUCUAUCUAUGGCAAGAGGAACUGUAACACCUGUUAUAUCUAAGUAAAGGAACAAGAGAAACUAUUAAACAUUAUACUACCUACACUAGAAACCUGAACAUCUACCUUAAGUGAACCAACUGAUUUUUAGCAACUGAAGUUUAAGAAGAGCUGUGUCUAUAAUACUGUCUUUAGGCCUGUGACAUCCUUAUAUUUAGUUUAAGUAAUAAGUUACCUUCUACCUGAAAGAAUGCAUCUCCUGAUCCAACCUUGUUUCACAAAUUCUUUUUGUAAAUAAAACUUUUCUGGAUUGUUCAACUUCUACCCAAGGCUCUAAAUCACUAAAUUUUCCCUUACACAAGACCACCCCCUUCCAAGGUAGCCUGUGGUAAAUUGUAGACAUUCAUUUAAUUAGUGUACUAUGAGGUGUGUCUGCUAUAUUUAAUUGGAGGCAAUUAGGGGGGUGAAUCCUCUACUUAAUUAAUUGGUGGUAAGCAGUGGGAUCUUCUAUAUAGGGAUUUUGAGGGAUAAUGGUGUUUGGGUUCAUCCUUUGGUUCAAGAACUGUGAAUUACAUAAUUUCUCACUGAAGAGUAAAAAUAAAUACAUUUAGAGUGAAUUAACUAGAAUUUUUGGAGAUUUGGGGUUUAUUUACUUUUGCUCCUUUCAGUUCAAUGCUAUCAAAAGGAAACCUACCGUCAAUGUGAGGACCCCAAUUUUUGUCACUCAGGUGAUUAUAGCGUCACUGCAGCUGAGGGUAAAUUUCUCUGGACAAAGGUCUUCUGCUGCAGAACGGAACUGUGCAAUUUGGAGCCUCUCCACCGUGAGUAUCUACAUCUAUGAAAUUUAAAGGCUUGUAAAACCAUUAUAUAAGAGCCACCUAGUUACAGGCAUAGUAGAGCAUUUAUGUCCAUUCAGACAUAGUGUGCAAGGGUCCAAGAGUAUCUACAGUUGAUCUUUGAAUCUGGAAUGGAUACAGUAAAUGAUCUCCUCUUAGGAUGCAGAAUAAUCUAGUGCUCCUUACUUACAUCAGUCAAAUUUCAUACAGGUAGGAGGUGGCACUGGAGGCAGAGAAGUAGAAAGAAAUAUGGAAAAUCUUGGUAUAGCACUGCCCAAUUUGGGUUCUGAGCUUGCCCAGUACUUGCUUGUGUAGCACCCUGCUUGUGGUUAGCGCUUAGCUGGAAUAAAAUAUUCAACGCAGCAAUAGAGAAAUUAAAAUAAUAAUUUAUUUGUCAGACAAAUAAAUGAGAGACACAGUGGUAUAUGGAUACCAAAGCUCUGCCCUUCCAGCCCUGAUGGCCAGCACUUAUAUUCCCUCAGCCCAGCCCCCUUGCUCCUCCUUUGGCUGCCUCUGUCCAAUCAGCCUGGUUGAAAUUCCUAUUGGCUGUUUGCUAGAACCAAUCAUAAAAGAUACACCCAUUUCCUAUUACCUUUUAUGGGAGACAAAGAGCUAUAUUUCCUUCUACCCAUAAAUGGCAGACAAGUAGCCAUAUAUCUUACAUUUGCCUCGACCAGGCACCUUAAUUACCAGAUAACCUUUUUGCCCUAUUGCCCUAUUCACUCCAGAACAGAUGGCUAAUGGUUUUAAUUUUUAUCUUAAACAGAGAUCUUGGGUUCACCUUCUCACACACCAUCAAUGAAAUAAGAAUCUAACAUAAGAAUCUAACAUUUCUUACUUUCUAAAUCCUUUGCAUAAUUACAUUUAAGCCAAUAUAUUUCAUACAUAACAUAGAUAGAUUUUUAGAAGGAAAGGAACUUAGUAAAAAACAGUUUCCAAGAGCAACCUCUUAGAUCUACACCCCCCUUUCAAGACAGCUGCUGUUUCUAUUUUUUAAAAAAAAAGAUAUUUAUUAAGAUUUUCAAAAUGUUACAAAACAAAAACAAAAGAAGAAAAAAGUACAAAAAUAAAAAUGGCUAAAAACAACUCAAUCUUUCCAUUACUUAUUUUUCAUUAGCUUAUUUCCCGGACCUCCUCACGCCUCCCUUUUUUGUAUUCCAGUUCAGUUUGUUGGUUCAGCAAAUCCUUACCCUCUUUGUUUAUCCUAAUCUUUAAUCUUAAAAUAUUGUAACGUUAAAUUUUUACCUAUUAAUAAUCCAUUUUUCAUAUUCCCUUAUAGUAUUACAGCUGAAAACCACUUAAUUUCUAUCCAACAUCAUUCUAACAUUCAUUAAUUUUACAAUAUUUCUGUAGAUAGUCCUUAAAUUUCUUCCAAUCUUCUUCCACCGACUCUUCUCCCUGGUCUUCGAUUCUGCCAGUCAUUUCCGCCAAUUCCAUAUAGUCCAUCACCUUCAUCUGCCAUUCUUCCAGAGUGGGUAGAUCUUGUGUCUUCCAAUACUUUGCAAUGAGUAUUCUUGCUGCUGUUGUGGCAUACAUAAAAAAAGUUCUGUCCUUCUUUGGCACCAAUUGACCGACUAUGCCCAGGAGAAAGGCCUCUGGUUUCUUCAAGAAGGUAUAUUUAAAUACCUUUUUCAAUUCAUUAUAUAUCAUCUCCCAGAAAGCCUUAAUCCUUGGGCACGUCCACCAAAGGUGAAAGAAUGUACCUUCAGUUUCUUUACAUUUCCAACAUUUGUUAUCGGGCAAAUGAUAAAUUUUUGCAAGCUUGACUGGGGUCAUGUACCACCUGUAUAUCAUUUUCAUAAUAUUCUCUCUUAAGGCAUUACAUGCCGUGAACUUCAUACCUGUGGUCCAUAACUGUUCCCGGUCAGCCAUCAUUAUGUUAUGACCAACAUCUUGUGCCCAUUUGAUCAUAGCAGAUUUCACCGUUUCAUCCUGAGUAUUCCAUUUCAACAGCAAGUUAUACAUCUUUGACAAAAUCUUAGUUUUGGGUUCUAACAGUUCUGUUUCUAAUUUUGAUUUUUCCACCUGGAAACCAAUUUUCUUGUCCAAGUUAUAUGCCUCCAUUAUCUGAUAAUAAUGAAGCCAGUCUCGCACUUUGUUUUUUAAUUUCUCAAAACUCUGCAAUUUCAGUCUAUCUCCAUCUUGUUCCAAAAUUUCCCAAUAUUUCGGCCAUUUGGCCCCAUAUUGAGCUUUUUCAGAGCUUUCGCUUCCAUCGGUGAUAGCCACCUUGGGGUUUUAUUUUCCAAUAAAUCCUUGUAUCUUAUCCAAACAUUAAACAAUGCUUUCCUGACAAUAUGAUUUUUAAAUGCUUUGUGUGCUUUGACCUUAUCUUACCACAGAUAUGCAUGCCAUCCAAAUACAUUAUUAAAACCUUCUAGGUCCAAAAUGUCAGUGUUUUCAAGAAGCAGCCAUUCUUUCAACCAGCAAAAAGCUGCUGAUUCAUAGUAAAGUUUAAAGUCUGGCAGGGCAAAUCCACCCCUUUCCUUUGCAUCAGUUAAUAUCUUAAAUUUUAUUCUGGGCUUCUUGCCCUGCCAGACAAAUCUAGAGAUGUCUCUCUGCCACUUCUUGAAGCAAUCCAUUUUGUCCACAAUUUGCAAUGUUUGAAACAAAAACAACAUUCUAGGCAAUACAUUCAUUUUUAUCGCAGCAAUACGACCCAGCAGUGAAAGCUUCAAAUUUGACCAAAUUUCUAAAUCUUUUUUCACUUCAGCCCAGCAUUUUUCAUAGUUGUCUUUAAAUAGGUUCCCAUUUUUGGCUGUCAUAUUAAUCCCCAGGUAUUUCACUUUCUUAACCACUGUUAAACCUGUUUCAUUCUGAAACCUCUCUUUCUCAAUCGGUGUUAAGUUUUUCUCUAAAACCUUGGUUUUUAACUUAUUUAGUUUAAAUCCAGCAACCUGACCAAAUUCUUGAAUCAGUUCUAAAACCCUUUUGGUACUAGAUUCUGGCUCCUGUAACGUCAGUACUAAGUCAUCUGCAAAUGCUCUCAAUUUGUACUGUUUAGCUCCGACUUGUAUACCUUUAACCAACUGGUCCCUUCUAAUCAUAUUCAGCAAAACCUCCAGGACCGAUAUAAACAGCAAUGGGGAAAUUGGGCAGCCUUGUCGUGUCCCUUUUUCUAUCUUAAAUUCUUCCAUCACCACAUUAUUUACAAUUAGUUUAGCCUUUUGUUCUGAAUAAAUUGCACUUAUACCGUUUUCAAAACCUUGGCCUACCCCCAUCCCCUGUAGGUUCUUCUUCAUAAAACUCCAAGAGAUAUUGUCAAAAGCUUUCUCCACGUCCACAAAUAUCAAAACUGCUUUAGUAUUUAUGUUCACUUCUAGUUUUUCCAAAAUAUCAAUUAUAUUCCUCAAAUUGUCAGACAAGUGUCUUCCUGGGAGAAAGCCCGCUUGGUCUUUAUGGAUCUCUUCCAUCAACACUUUUUUCAAUCUCUUGGCCAAAAUGUCUGCAAAAAUUUUGUAAUCCACAUUGAGUAAUGAUAUGGGGCGGUAGUUCUUAAGCUGAGUCUUUUCAGUCUCUGUUUUCGGUAUAAGUGUAAUAUACGCUUCUUUCCACGACUCUAGUGCCCUUUCCCUUCCAAUAUUUCAUUACAGACUUCCUUUAAAGGUUGUACUAACCACUCUUUCAAGGAUCUAUAGUAUCUAGAAGUCAGCCCAUCCGGUCCUGGAGAUUUGCCCAAUUGCAUGUUUUGAAUGGCACCUUCUACUUCCUGUUCAGAUAUUUUAUAAUUCAACAUUAAUUUACUUUCUUGAGAGAUUUUUGUAAUCCAUUUGUCUUCAAAAAUCGAUCUAUGUCCAUUUCUUUCUGUGGCCCUUGUGUGUAUAAUUGUUUAAAGUACCUCUGGAAACAGUUUCUAAUCUCAGUUGGGUUGUGAAUGUUCUUUCCUUCCACUUCUAAAUUUGUGAUAGUAUUUAAUUUUUGCCUUUUUUUCAUUUGCCAAGCCAACAAUUUCCCACAUUUAUUAGCUGAUUCAAAUGUUUUUGUCUCAUUUGUUUAAUUUUCCAUUCUAUUUCCUGGUUCAUCAUUUCCAUAUAUUGUACUUGAUAUAACUUUAUUUCUCUCAAAAUCUCCUGCGACUUUGGUUUUGCUCUCAAUUUCUUCUCGCUUUCUUUUAUUUUCUCCAGUAUUUUAUCUUUCUUCUCAUUUUGGCUUCUCUUCUUUAUAGCAUUCUGUUGUAUCAGAAACCCUCUCAUGACCGCUUUGCUUGCGUCCCAGAUUACUCUUUUUUCUACAUUAGUAUUCAUAUUUAUCUCAAAAUAGUCUCUCAAGGUUUUUUGGGCCUUUUUAUACACUUCUUCAUCUCUGAAUAAGGUGUCAUUCAUCCUCCAUCUGGAAGGAGCCAGUUGAUAUUAGUUUCAUCUCCAUCCUUACAGCAUUAUGGUCGGAGCAGGUUUUUGGACAAAUUUCCGCUUUCUUUAUCUUUGGUGCCAUUCCUCUAGUUACCCAUAUUUGGUCAAUUCUAGUCCAUGUCAUCUUGGCUUCAGAGAAGAAGGUUCCCUCUCUUCCCAAGGGAUUCUUUGUUCUCCAAGUAUCAACUAAGUCCAAGUUGUCUGUCAUCUCAAAAAAUGUUUUCGGUAGUCUACCAUCCUUGGUGACCACUUGUCUUUGUGCCUUAUCCAUAUUUGUAGAUACUACUCCAUUCAUAUCCCCCAUCAAAAUCAGAUUGUAAUCCAAAUAGUCCAUUAAGGUCUCAUGCAACUUUUUAAAGAAUUCAGAUUUCCCCUCGUUCGGUGCAUAAAUUCCUACUAUCAAAAAUUUCUCUCCUUGAACUUGAAUUUCAAUUGCCACAAAUCUUCCUUGAUCGUCUUUAAAAAUAAAUUUCGGCGAUAGCCUCUCCUUUGCAUAAAUCACUACUCCUCUUUUUUAACUUUAUCAGAUGAAAUAAACUCCUGUCCCAAUCUCUUGUUAAUCAAAACUUUUCUGUGUAGCCUUAUCACAUGUGUUUCCUGUAGGCAAAUCAAGUCCAAUUGUUCCUUUUUUAGUAAAUGAAAGACACUUUUCCUUUUCCGAGGAGAAUUGAGGCCAUUACAAUUCCAACUUAAAAGUUGCAGAGCCAUGAUGGGGUUACUUCGCUUUACCUCCAACUGCGCCAAGUGUUUGUUCUUGUUCUGUCGGUGGUAUCACUUUCUCUGGACCAUGCAAUCCAAAAGAUAAGUUUGCUAUAUCUAUUAUUCCUCUUUCCAGUGCUUUUGGCUCUUCUCCAGAUUCCACUUCUUUCUGUAGAUCUUCUCCGUGGUCUUUCAAGAAUUUAUCUUUAUCAUUGACUGAUCUUAUUUUUAUCUUUCUUCCUUUAUAUUUAAAGGACAGGCCUUGGGGGAAUUCCCACCUAAAGAUGAUUCUAUUACUUCUCAGCAGGGCAACCAGAUCUCCGUAAUUAAGCCUUAAGUCCAAAAGAUGUUUUGGAAUGUCCGUAAAUAUCUCCACACUUGAAUCAUAUAUUUCCAGAGUCUUUUGGUAAUGCAGAUUCAAGAUUUUAUCUCUCUCCUCUUUUGUUCGAAGGGUAAUCAAACAGUCUCUCACCUUGUUCUUCCUUCCUCCUCUUCCAAGUCUAAAUGCGCUCACUAUCUUAAAUUCUUCCUUCCCCAAAUCCUGUUGCCAGAAGUCUGCGAAUUCCUGCGUAAGAAAGUCAAUCAAGUUAUCUUUCUCAAGUUCUGGUACAGCCCUGAUUCUCAAAUUUCUUUGUUUCUCUUUCAAUUCAAUCAUAGACAACGUCAAACUGUGGUCCUCGAGUUGCCUAUAUAUCGGUGGUAUCUUCUCUUGAAUGGCAGUUGCUAUGUCUUUUGGUUCUUCAGCUGUCUUUCGGGUCAAGGCAGAUUCCUGUAACAAUUUCUCAAUAGUCUCUGUAUUGGUAUUCACCUUCUGUCCCAAAUUAUUGAUACUUGUAGUAUUUUCAUCAAUUUUAACUGAUGCUUCAGCUACUUGUUUAUUUGUUUCAGCUACUUGUUUAGUUAAAUUUUCCAAAGAUUCAUUAAUUUUUCCUAGUGUCAGAGCCAAAACAUCUUCAGACGACAUUACUUUUGAUUUAACUUGUGGGGGUGCAGCCCCUGAUAAUCCAGAUGGUCCAGAAGGACCAGAUGUUGAAGCUCUUCGCUGCGACGCAGUAUCUGUCCGAUAGGGUCUGCCAGACCUAGUAGUUUUUUCCUCUAACUUUCCUCUUCCAUCUGCCAUAACACUCUCAAGAAGUCCAAAGUCAGUCCCACGGUUAGAAUUUGUUUUGAAAUGGAAAGUUCCCUAAGCCUCAAGUUGUUAUUGUAAGAAUGUCAAACCUUCUCUAGGGGGACACAGUAACAGUCAAAACUUGCAACUUGAAAGAAAAAAAAAUAGUCCUUAUAAAUCCCCCAAUUCACGAAAAAACAACAGUUUCAAUUGCACUUAAUCAGUUACUUUAAAGCCAGGAGAAGUCCAGAAACACUGUAUCUCUCUUGCAGAGUUAGCUGUCAAAAGUACUCUGUUUACCGAUAGUGCUUUUCACAGAGCGGCAUUCCUUGUCUCAGGGCAGUCCGUUCCCAGGCUCUAAGCAGUGGAUUUUAGCUUCCUUUCCCUCUUUUUUUGCAGGUAGAUACAGUUCAAACCUUUCCCCCCUCCUCUCCUGCAAUCCGGAGGGGAGAUCGCUUUUCUGAUGUUAGGAUUUAAGUCUUUUUUCAAGCGUCUUUCAAAGUUUCCGCUUACAGUCUCUUUGCUUUGAUCUAUUUACAAGCAAGGAAGGCGGACUUCCUGUUUAUGCCUUCCCGCUUCGGUGCCGAAUUAAAUUAUUUUUCCCUUUAAAUCCAAUUUUAUCCUACUCACGGGUAGUUACUUUAGAGGUCAAAUUGUCCCAGGAAGAAGUCAGCGCUCUCCGAUAACGGCUGUGCGGCUUCACUCCGCGGAAAAAGCAGUCGACUCUCAGCACCGCGCCGCUCACCCCGUCUCGCUCCGGAACCCCUAAAGGGGUCCCUUCGCAGUUUGGGGGUGCAAAAGGUGCCCGCCGAGUCCCCACGUUCACAGGCUUCACCCGCCUGUGAUUUUUAAAGGGUCCCCGCUUUGCCGCAGCGGUCAGACCCGAUCCCGCGGAGCUGGUCCCUCAGAGACUCAGAGGGAAUCCGCCAUUAUCGAUGGCGCCAACCCGGAAGUCCGCCAGCUGCUGUUUCUAAAAGCUCUUGCCCUUUAACCUUAUGAAAAUAUGGCUCGAGUCUUCUGUUAAACAAUAAAUUUCACUAUUUACCAACUCUUAAUUGUGUCUUUGCAGCUUGAUUGUAUUCUGUAAUUUGUAUGGUCAGUGUGACCUUUUGCUCCCAGCCUGUAAUUUCCUUUUACAACCCUGAGGCACUGUCUCCUGCUAAUGCUACAAAUCAGAGGGGCCCUGUUUAGGAAGAUAAACAUCUGCCAAAGCACUUGGCCAGCUGGUUUCUGCCUGGCAUGAGAGAUACAAACAUUUACAAAUAUAUAUUUUUUUUAAGCUCAUUUUAAAAUGUAGGCCUUGAUCUGAUGCCUCACUUGCACUUACAGAGAGAGGGAGGGAGAGAUAUUGCCUCCAAGGGAAAGCAGCUGUCAGUGCCUUCGGAUAUGGAAGUCUAGAAACAGCAGAUAGUUUGCCAUUCAGAGAUGAUCAAGAGACAAUCCUAAUCUGCAAAGUUGAUGGCAGUUGUAGGACACAAUGUGGAGGUUCAAUUCCAGCUAUGGUAUUAAGUUACUAGAAGGCAUGAAAAAAGUGAAGUGAUGUUAACAAUAAAGAGAGUGGGGAAUGAGGUCUAUCAAUAUGCUAACUGUAGGUUUUUGCUUUGGUAGUUCCACCUCGUGAGGAUCUUCUCCCCAAUGGUCUUCACUGCCCAGCCUGCUACAGCAUGGUCGGAACUAGAACACCACAUAAUUGUCAAAAUCAGGGGAAUGUCAGCUGCCUUGCCUAUGAGACCAAGUGCAUUGACUAUUCUAGUAUGCUUGUGUGUGAGUAAUAUUGCCAAUCAUCCAAGAAAGUCCACUCCUCUCUGUCUCUUUCUUACUGCCAGAAAAGCACUGACUUAACUUUGUUUGCAUUUUAUAUGUUUAUAGCUUUGAUUUCUUUCUCUGAGGGAAAGAGGAUGCUCUUGUCCUGUUUUGGAUUCCAAUCUACCUGUUAGAAUUCUAUAAGAACUAGAUGGGACAGACUCAUUCAUGGCAGGAUUUUACAUUUUGUGGGCAUCUUACAAAAGUACAAAAGGCUCCUUACAGCACACCUUUUCUUCUAAUGCACAAGGGGCAUCAGAGCAGAGGGACUCAAGGGAGGGUGCAGGACCAGCCAGCACAUCACUGCUCCUCCUCAUAGCAGUAUGAACCAUUGGGUGCUGGUCCAGGAGGUCUGUGUCUUGCCACACACCUUGGCCAAAGGUUUAAAAGCAAAGGAAGCUGGGAGAAAGAAGGGUCCUAGCAGUACAAAUAUGUUCCUUGUUCCUCAGAAAUGAGUUGCACAGUGUUCAUCGAGUCUUACUGCCUUAGAAGUGUGCAGAAGAACUGCAGCCUUACUCUAGCAAAAUACAAGGGAUGGAAGAUGGUAAUUUAAUGUUUACAAUGCCAUGCUGGCAAAGAUUAGUGGGGGAUUUGUCCUGCUUAUGGCUCCUCACCCUUAUAUUUAAUUCCCAACACAUGUCAUUGGGAGGCUUUCUAAAUGACUUUGAGAAGUGUGUGGUGUGGCAUGCCUACCAGCCAAGUGGCAUCACUAUGUUUUCAGGAAACCCAGCUUCAAGGGAGAGAAUCAGUAGGCAACCCAAUUCUCUCCAUUCUGCUUUUGCAGCAUAGCUUCAACUCAAGCCAAACUGAAAAGGAAGUUCCCUGCCAAAUGUGGAGCCUGCAGGCUCCACGUUUGGCAGGGAUCAACUGCAAUAUGCAGUUUUUGAUCCCAAUGCCAGCACAGCUUACUGCCAGUGUCACUUGGCUGAUUGGCAAUGGUAGAAAACAUUGCUUUCAACAGGAGAUUAAGAUGACUGGCUGGGGCUGUAAGCCAUGCUUCUCAAGCAACAAUUCAGAGAGAUUUCCUAGACUCCUAGUUUUUCUUCUGCAGCUGUGAACAUACCCAUCACAAAUGUGAUGUAAUACAAUAUUGGUGAAAGGCGAGUGGGUGUUGCUUGGUUAAAAUGGACAAAUUAUGCCACCUGCUUGGCUUAAUUUGACUCACAGGGUAAGAUUCCUAAGGCAUGCACUAGCGAUAUAUGUGUCUGCUGGAUUAAUCAUACAGUAUGCUGGUUCCAAAGGGACGCGGGUGGCGCUGUGGGUAAAACCUCAGCGCCUAGAACUUGCCGAUCAUCAUGUCGGCAGUUCGAAUCCCCACGGCGGGGUGUGCUCCCGUCGUUCGGUCCCAGCGCCUGCCAACCUAGCAGUUUGAAAGCACCCCCGGGUGCAAGUAGAUAAAUAGGGACCGCUUACUAGCGGGAAGGUAAACGGUGUUUCCGUGUGCUGCGCUGGCUCGCCAGAUGCAGCUUGUCACGCUGACCAUGUGACCUGGAAGUGUCUUCGGACAGCGCUGGCACCCGGCCUCUUAGGUGAGAUGGGCACACAACCCCAGAGUCGGACACGACUGGCCCGUACGGGCAGGGGUACCUUUACCUUUACCUUUUUAUGCUGGUUCCAAGCACACUGAACUUUAAUAACAAUAGUAAUUCCUACACCCCACAAAGUCCCAUUAAAGAACUAAUGCAAAACUUAUGCUUUAUUUCCUAGUUGACCAUGAUAUUUUCGACCUCAUAUUCCAAGGCUGUGCAUCUGAAGACAUGUGUGCCCUUGAUGGAAAACACUUUAGCUUUGGCUAUAUUGCAUUAAUUAAUGUUAAAGCAAAAUGCUACGAUCCUGAGAAAUCUUCAAGACAGAUCGACCUCAAAGGGUAAACAGGAGAGAGGAAAGCUCUCCUCUUUAUUAAUUCCACCAUUCAUGGUAGUGGCAGAAGAUACUAGGAGCCUAGUGGUAAGAAGAGG